Messenger RNA from Fusarium pseudograminearum CS3096, 1539 nucleotides. RefSeq lists its product as uncharacterized. Gene Ontology annotation, biological process: tRNA methylation. The record is from RefSeq and is a predicted model, not a curated record. The transcript has a single exon. Gene Ontology annotation, molecular function: tRNA (uridine) methyltransferase activity. Lineage: Eukaryota; Fungi; Ascomycota; Sordariomycetes; Hypocreales; Nectriaceae. The coding region runs from base 1 to 1539 and encodes 512 amino acids.
AUGGAGAAUCGGAAGAAGCCUCCAUUCGAGCCUGAGGAAUACCCUCCAGGAUCAUUGCCCUUGCUCCAUGAACGAUGUGGCGAAGCAAGCUGGAUAGCUAUGUGCCGCCACGAAUGCACAUUUGAGACUCGGCACUUUGACGAGAUUAUGCUCAAUCUUGUUGAGAACCCAAACCUCAACUCUAAAUGGCUCUUCCGUGCAGAUGUCAUCCAUGAUGAGAGCAGUCACUCUCCUGUUCCUGCAGACGUCAAAAUCACCGAGAACAGCCCUCGUACUCGAGACUUUGAGGGAUUCAGUCGUCAAAGAACGAUAGUGCGUCGGCUGAUACCACGAAACACUCUUCGUGAUGCCCCCCUGGAUCAGACAUGCGCAUUCUACCACUCCCGGUCUGGAGUAGGGGAAUUAGACUCUGGAGGGCAAACUGGUUUGAUGCGAUCUCUUGUCUUGUAUAUGCCACAUGCGUCUUCUGCAGCAAAGCUACCUUUUUAUCACCCCAAGGUCAAAGGCAUCUGUCAACUUCACGAAUGGGAUCAAUCCACAGAGAUAGGCACCGUAUCUGUCCACUUCUUACUUUUUGACGGCGAAGAAGACGGUGAAGAGGUGGACCAAGUCAAACUCGGUAGAAUCGCUUAUCACUUACUUCAAACCAUACAUAAGCAUGGGCACGGCACGGCUGCAGGAUACAUCAAGAGGGUCAAUCACGACGUGGUUGUUCCCAGAGCGGUUUUCCAGGACAGGUAUUCUGAACUCAAGACCAAAUACGCCAGGUCUCUGGUGCAAUCCUGGCUCGAGACCACUGAUCCUGCAAAACACGUGUUUGAGGAUCUAGGUAUAGCUGCGUUUCUGAUCGAACUAUGGCGAGAUAUGUAUAGAGGUGUAGAUUUUCCUGGCUUCGUGGACAUCGGCUGCGGAAACGGUCUGUUAGUCCAUAUUCUGAAGCUUGAAGGAUAUGAUGGCUGGGGCUUUGACGCCCGCGAACGCAAGUCAUGGUCCCAGUACAACUCCUCGUUCUCCGGCUCACCCUCUGGAAAAUCUCUCCAAAGACUGCUCCUACUCCCCAACAUCAUACCUGUGGAAACACCCGAUGCGAAUACAAAGGCUAUCGACCCCAAAGAUGUUCACGAUGGCACCUUCCCGAAAGGCACAUUCAUCAUUUCGAAUCAUGCCGACGAACUCACACCGUGGACACCCAUACUUGCCGCUAUAUCCCAGUGUCCCUUUAUCUCAAUCCCGUGUUGCAGUCACAAUCUCACGGGCGACAGGUGGCGAGCCCCUCCACCACGCGACAAGUCCAAGCCGAAGAGUAUGUUUGCAUCAUUGGUCGAUUGGGUUGCACAAAUUGCAGAGGACUGUGGAUGGGACGUCGAGACAGAAAUGUUGAGGAUUCCAAGUACGAGGAACACAGGCUUGGUUGGCCGCAGAAACACAAAAGGUGCUGAGGAAAUCGACAUGCAUGCGGUGUUCCAAAAGUACGGAGGAGUCCAGGGAUAUUACAGCAAUGUCGCAAAACUACUCAAAUCAUCUCCUAGAGGCCACUGA